GAUCAGCCAAAGUGACACGGCCGUGGGGCUCCGCCUCCUCCGCCUUAUAGAGCAGCGGCUCGCCCAGAGUAGCCCACAGAGGCGCGCCGAGGAGCCCCGAAGGCUGGGUCGAGGCGCGCUGCCAUGGGAUGGGACGAGCGUCCGGUCUGCCCGGUGCCUUCGGCGUGGCUGCCUUUCCCUUCGCGCCCCCGGCGGGCAACCUGAGUCUGUGCGGGCUCCGCCGGGAGAGGCUCAACGCCACCGCCAUGGCCCCUUUGGUCGGCAACGCCACGGCUCCGUGCGGCUCUGUCUCCAUCGUCUUCCCCUUGACCAUGAUGAUCACGGGCAUGGUGGGCAACGCGCUGGCGAUGCUGCUGGUGUACCGCGCCUACCACAAGAAGGAGAACCAGAGGAAGAAGUCCUUCUUGCUGUGCAUCGGCUCCCUGGCUCUGACCGAUCUCACCGGGCAACUGGUGACAAGCCCCAUUGUCAUCUCGGUAUACCUGGCUAACCGGAACUGGGACAAGGUGGACCCCUCGCUGAAACUAUGCACCUUCUUUGGCAUGUGUAUGACUGUCUUUGGGCUGUGCCCUCUCUUCAUCGCCAGCGCCAUGGCAGUCGAAAGGACUUUGGCCAUCCGAGCCCCACACUGGUACUCUGGCCACAUGAAGACCAGGGUGACCAAAUCUGUCAUUCUCAGUGUAUGGCUGGCCAUCUUUGCUUUUGCGCUCUUGCCCAUCAUUGGUGUGGGGAAGUAUGCUCUCCAGUGGCCAGGCACCUGGUGCUUCAUUGGCACCAGGGAUGAUGAAGGCUUUAGGAUGGGCAACUCAGUCUUUGCUUUGAUUUUUGCUUUCCUGGGCCUCUUCUCCCUCCUUAUCACUGUGGCAUGCAACGUGGCAACAAUCGUUGGUUUAGUAUGUCGGUGCCGAACCAAAAGUUCCAGAUCUCAAUCCAGAAGGCAGUGGGGUAGAAUCACCAUGGAAACCCUGAUCCAGCUGCUAGGUAUCAUGUGUGUCCUCUUGGCCUGCUGGUCACCCCUUUUGAUUAUCAUGUUGAAAGUGACCUUCAGCCCCAUCUCUGUGAAACAAUGUGGAAUGACCUGCAACCAAACUCAAAGCAUAGAACUCGACAAAGAGUGCAAUUUCUUCUUGAUUGCAAUCCGCUUGGCUUCACUGAAUCAGAUUUUGGAUCCCUGGGUGUACCUGCUGUUUAGGAAGAUCCUCCUGCAAAAGGCUUGCCAGGUAGCAAAUGCCAUCUCUUGCCACUCUAAGGAUGGAUGGAAAGGGCGGCACAUCAUAUUGUCAGACAAAAUUAGACACACAACAGCUUGAAGCAACUUGCGCGUAAACAACUUUCCACGCAUUGUAAUAUUUUACUGUGAAUUGGGGCAUCAGAGAUAUGUCUUCUCUAUGUACAUUACAUGGAAGGGAUAUAUUCAGUGAUCUCUUAAUUGCAUAUCAUAUUUUUCCUUGUCUGAAGGAAAGAGUUAAAUUGUUAAGAAAUGAGAAUGCUAUAACUAACAAAUCAUGUGGCUUUUGUAAUUCAUAGCCCAAAAUGCAACUUUUUUGUGCAUGUACCAAAGACAUCCUUUGAAUUUCCCUACAACAUGGGAUAAGAACCUACAGUAUUGAAAAUGGAACUUUGAAUAUAGAUUCAAUGGCAAAUAAGUUAUUGAAAAGACUGAUUUUAAAAUAGUCAGCUAUUUUCUUCUAUUUCCAGCCUUCUUUUUUACAUGGAAAGAGAAGGAAGAAUUUAUUCAUGUCAAUUCUGGGAGAGGGGGAAGAAGCUGAAGAACUGAAAAUAUUGUUGUAUAUAUUAAUGACUUAGUUGUUUUUAUAGCAAGAGAUCAAUGAAAUGCAUGGAGUUUUCAAACUAAUUAUUCAUUAUCAAUAAAUACUAAGAGUAUUUUCAAAUGAUAGCUUGUGUCAUUAUCUCACUUGUUGUACAAGUGAAAUAUUGUUGUUGUUGUUAUUGCUGUUGUUAUUGCUGUGAAUCAUUAUUGAGUCUUCUCUCAAUACAUUGUUUUGCAGAUAUAUUGCAUUAUCCCAGAACAGUAUUUUGCCUCUAAAAUAUUAUUCUCCAGAUAGCAGAUUAAUUACUGCUGUGAAUUUUGAGGGCAACAUCAUGAAUGCUUUUGCACAGUGCCUGUGAUAUUGCUGAUGAUGAGCAAUAUCUCCCACCCAUUGAUUUCACUAUGUUGUUUGUACAGAUUUUGUUAACGUUUUGCUUUUAAAAUGCAUUUUCCUUUAUUUUAUUCAGUCCAUUGAAGACUUCUUUAUUAAUAAAGAUUAAUUAACAAAAAAAGAUAAAAAGAAAAAUCGAUCCUAUCAUUGUUACAAUUUUAAAUAAAAAGAGAGACAACAAAGUUAUGUAUAUAUAUAUUGAACUAUAUAAAAAGCUGAAAUCUGUUAACACUAUUGACUCUUUAAGGUAGAUUCUAAUAGCCAAAGAUAUAUUAAUUUAGAAACAUUGAUAUUUGAUUACUGUUAUGCAAAUAAAGCUCAUAUUGUUAAAUUGUGACCAUCUUAUGUAAUAUAAUUAUCCAUUCACCUUUCCCCCCUUAUCUCCCAAGAUAAAACUCAUGUUAUGAUAAUUUCAUUUAAUGUAAUUGUUCACCCU
Molecule: messenger RNA, 2598 nt
Organism: Sphaerodactylus townsendi
Lineage: Eukaryota; Metazoa; Chordata; Lepidosauria; Squamata; Sphaerodactylidae
Gene: PTGER3
Product: prostaglandin E receptor 3
Exons: 2
Coding region: 129-1310 (393 amino acids)
Biological process (GO): phospholipase C-activating G protein-coupled receptor signaling pathway; inflammatory response; positive regulation of cytosolic calcium ion concentration
Cellular component (GO): plasma membrane
Molecular function (GO): prostaglandin E receptor activity
Source: RefSeq, a predicted model, not a curated record